Molecule: messenger RNA, 1885 nt
Organism: Sclerotinia trifoliorum
Lineage: Eukaryota; Fungi; Ascomycota; Leotiomycetes; Helotiales; Sclerotiniaceae
Source: the annotation of a GenBank genome assembly
ACCCAUCAACUAUUAAUAUCUCACCAACUGCUUCCCAUCUCAUCAACGACUAUCCUCUCAUCAGCUUUUACUCUCUUCUCAAUUACAAUCAUCUUAUCAACUAAUACCAUCCCAUCACCUGCUACUAUCUUGUCUUUAACCUUUCCUCAUUCAUAACCUUUAAAAGAUGUCACAUUCAGAUACCAAUCAAAACCUUCGGAGGGGGCCAGAAUAUGCAAUCACUGCAAACGAUGGCUAUUCAAACGUGGCGGCUCUUACGACGGCUCCAGCAACAACUCCAACAACAAUCCCAGAACCAUUUCAAGAAUCUAUUCAAAGCCAUCUGGUGUCUCCUUGUAGCAUUUCUUCCUGUCCUUGGUUUUAACAAUGUAUCUUAUCAAGUCGAUAUCACACCCUCGAAUUCCCAAACCCCUCGCAUCAUUUCCAAAAUCCCUCGCAUCAUUUUCGUUUCUGUCGCCAUAUCGGGUCCUCUUCUCCUUUAUGUAUUUUGGGACAUCAUAUAUGGCGCAUAUCUGGUGUUUCGUGCCUUCAUAUACACUAGCUCAAUCGUAUUAUGGACGGUCAGUAGGGUAGGAACAUGUAUCUCAAGUCCUUCGGUUUGUCUUUGGUCAGCAUAUAUGGCACUAUCACAAUCACAACGAACUCUCAACAACAACAACCAACGUCUUCUGAUCCCAAAUCUCGUGCUUGAAAUGCCACAUAAAAUUUGGUCUGAUGAACUUAUUCCUGGCAUGCAACGCAUGAUUGAGGUCACUGAUACAAAGACAUCCUCCGUCGAUGGCAACAAGAUUGUAGCCCCUCCUCUCACCGACAUCAUCACAUCUCUCACGCGUAUUAGCAGCGCAAUAGAGAUCAUAUCAGAUCGCAAUAGUGUUAGCAUGCGUGACCAAGCGCUUGCCUAUCUGGUCCCGAAACUUCAGGCUCUUCAAUUGAGAACCUUUGAUCUUCAAAAACUUUAUGAAUCCUAUCGAAUCCGCUGGGCCAAAACGUUAACCGAGCUGGCAAUGAAGUGUCGUAAUGUUGCGGAUAGAGUUAGUCGUUUAGAGCAGGAAUGGGAGCUCAUCCUGGAUGAGGUGGCUAGAAUUGAUAAUGAAGGCAAGGGAGAUGGUGUGCCUCGACCUGGGUCUGUCUUACGCAGAGAUUGCAAUGACGAGCACAAACCGUCCCGUUUCGCUUUUGGCAAGGCCAAGGAAAGGAGCAAACAUUGCACUUUUGAAGAGUUGGCAUCCAUGAUAUAUCACCAAAUUUUAGCGGAACACCAUGAUCAUGCCAUUCUCCAAAAGAGCGUAGCAACGUCUAGUUGGAAAGGGAGUGAAGAGAUUAUCACAUUAUUGAAGAACAUCAAGAAGAAAGUGAGCGUGAUGAACUCGGUAGCUAAAGCUGCAAAAGAGGAAAAGACUGGAGUGCGGGAUGAUAGGAGUGAGAGAUGGGUCAGUGAGAGGAAAGAAAUUUGGAACUAUCUAGGCUGGGGUACUUGGGGAGCUUUAUAUUCAAAGGAGGAAAAAGAGGCAAGGAGGAAGGAGGCUGCUAUGUAUGUAUCAAUUUUUCCUUUGUCUUAUGCAUCUUCCUUUCUUUGUCUUUUUGGCGUUAUACAGCUCAAAGAUGUACUAUACGAUGAAGCCAUCCCUGAGUGUUACUUCUGUAUCAUAUUUGAGAGAUAUGUUCCUAUCGUUAGCCUCUAUCGUUCGAGAACUUUUGAGCCACUGACUUCUCUUCUUUACCCUCUAUUAUCCACUCUUUCUUUUUUGUCAUCAUCUCUUCUUCUUUUCACUUUUUAUUUUCUAAUAGAUGUAUUCUUUUUUUUUGGGGGUUUUUUUAAUAAAAAAAAGUUUUGUUGAUAUUAUCAUUUACGGUUUCAUCUUUUAUCAAUAUUUAAUUUUCCUUU